Danaus chrysippus (African queen) is the source of this 1554-nucleotide messenger RNA. The record is from the annotation of a GenBank genome assembly. NCBI's taxonomy places the organism in Eukaryota, Metazoa, Arthropoda, Insecta, Lepidoptera, Nymphalidae.
AUGACGACACCAGGAACUUCACAACCGGCCACUGUACAAGAAUUCAAAAUCAGGGUGCCAAAGAAUGUAAAGAAGAAAUACCAUGUGAUGAGAUUCAAUGCGACUCUCAACGUGGACUUCGCAAAGUGGACUCACGUGAAAAUGGAGAGAGAGAAUAACAUUAAGGAAUUUAAAGGAACUGAAGAGGAAAUGCCGAAGUUCGGCGCCGGUUCAGAAUACGGCAGGGAUGUGAGGGAAGAGGCUCGACGGAAGAAAUUUGGUAUCAUCUCCAGGAAAUACAAACCCGAAGAUCAACCCUGGAUACUGAAAGUAGGAGGGAAAACUGGCAAGAAGUUAGUAAUAUUUUACUCAUUAGUGCAAUAUUCAUAUGUUCUCGUCUAUAUCACCAGGUUCAAAGGUAUUCGCGAGGGCGGUGUUUCUGAAAACGCAGCGUACUAUGUGUUCACACACGCCGCUGACGGAGCCAUCGACGCCUACCCUCUACAAGAAUGGUACAAUUUCCAACCGAUCCAGCGCUACAAGGCACUUUCCGCUGAAGAAGCGGAACAGGAAUUUGGAAGACGUAACAAGGUGAUCAACUACUUCUCACUGAUGUUCCGGAAACGUAUGAGAGGUGACGAUGCGGCUGACGAAGAUGAUCCCGAUGAAAAGAAAACCAAGGGGGCGAAGGCUAAGAAGGAUCUAAAGAUCUCUGAAAUGGACGAAUGGAUAGACUCAGACGACGAGUCUUCAGAUUCUGAAGCAGAUAAAGACAAGGAGAAGGAAGAUAGCGACUCCGGCACUAAGAAGAAAAAUAAGAAGAAAGCGGUGCCUAAGAAAAAGAAAAAGGUUAAUGAUGAGGCGUUUGAAGAGAGUGAUGAUGGAGACGAGGAGGGCAGGGAGAGGGAUUAUAUAUCAGACUCGUCGGAGAGUGAGUCUGAUCACGAGACGAAAGCCAACAAGGAGCUGAAGGGAGUCGCGGAGGAAGACGCUUUGAGGAAACUGCUGACAUCAGACGAGGGUACGGACUCGGAGCAGGAACAGAAACAAGAGUCGGAGGGAGAAGACGAGCCCACCAAGGAGGGGGAGGAGAGGGCGAGUAAACUGACCAAGAAGAAGAAGAAGGAUGACGCUAAGAAAGACACCAGCAGCGACUUCAGCUCGGACUCCGACACCGACCCCGAGAACAGCAGCAAGAAACAGAAGAAAGGAAAGAACAACGACUCGAAGAACAAUAACGCUGGUGGUAGCGCUAAUACGUCUCGUUCGUGUACCCCCACGCCGUCUAACGCGACGUCCGCGGUGGCCGCAGCCAACGCCGCUAACAACCAGCCCGCCAAGAGAGCGAAACUUGACCCCUCGUACACUGAGUGCGGCGUCACCGAGGAGGCAGUGAGGCGUUACCUGACCCGUAAACCAAUGACCACCACCGAGCUGCUGACCAAGUUCAAGUCUAAGAGGAGUGGAGUAUCUUCAGACAGACUCGUGGAGACUAUGACGCAGAUACUCAAGAGGAUCAACCCCGUCAAACAGAACAUCAACGGAAAGAUGUACCUCAGCAUCAAGCAGACAUGA